Molecule: messenger RNA, 1329 nt
Organism: Eurypyga helias (sunbittern)
Lineage: Eukaryota; Metazoa; Chordata; Aves; Eurypygiformes; Eurypygidae
Gene: CRLF3
Product: cytokine receptor-like factor 3
Exons: 8
Coding region: 1-1329 (442 amino acids)
Molecular function (GO): protein binding
Source: RefSeq, a predicted model, not a curated record
AUGGGGACACGAUAUUCAACAAACUUCAUGCACGUCUGUGUGUUGAGGGACUUGCAUUUCCCCUUCUGCGUCGCCAGUAAUGUCUGUAAUUCCGAGGCUGACUUGCUGCUGUUGAGUCUGCACGUAAUGGAGAUCAGAGAAAGUGCAACAUUGACCAGAGAUGUACUUGAGCAACAUUUUAACGAUCUAAAAGGGACCUUAAAGAAGCUGUUGGAUGAGCGACUGCUGUCACUGCUGCAGGAAGUGGAUGCUAUAGAACAAGACAGCAUCAAACCUUUGGAUGAAUGCCAGAAGCUAAUAGAGCACGGAGUCAGUACAGCCAAUGAUCUGCUCCGGGAAGGAGAGAGUGCAGUCCAUGGAGAUGUGGGACAACAGAAUGAGAAACUUUGCAGCUUUACAAAAAAAGCUUUACAUAUUCAGCUAGAUAGCUUACCAGAAGUGCCCUCCUUGGUUGAUGUGCCUUGUUUAUCUGCCCAGUUGGAUGACUGCCUUCUUACUAUAUUGAAAAAUCAAAUAUUCAGACAUGGAACUGUGGCAUCUCGCCCACCUGUACAGCUAGAGGAAUUUGUUGAGAAGCCUGGAGGUAUUUUAGUCCGAUGGUGUAAGGUGGAUGAUGACUUCGUACCACAAGAUUACAGGCUGCAGUAUCGUAAGAGUACUGCCAGUCACUUUGAAGAUGUAUACGUCGGCUCUGAGACAGAGUUCAUAGUGCUGCAUAUUGAUCCUGAUGUUGAUUACCAGUUCAGAGUCUGUGCCCGCGGAGACGGACGGCAAGAGUGGAGCCCCUGGAGCGUUCCUCAGAUCGGCCGUACCACGCUGGUUCCCCAUGAAUGGACAGCUGGCUUGGAGGGUUACAGCUUGAGCAGUCGAAGAAACAUAGCGCUUCGAAAUGAUUCUGAGUCAUGCGGUGUGCUCUACUCCAAAGCUCCGACUUACUUCUGUGGGCAGACAUUAACAUUCAGAAUUGAAACUGUGGGGCAGCCAGACAGACGGGACAGCCUGGGCGUGUGUGUGGAGCAGCAGAAGGGCUAUGAUUCUCUGCAGCGGGACAAAGCUGUGUGCGUUAGCACAAACGGGGCAGUGUUUGUAAAUGGAAAAGAGAUGACAAACCAACUGCCUGCUAUUACGUCCGGCUCCACAGUGACGUUUGACAUGGAAGUUGUGCACUUAGGCCCUUCCAGCAACGAGGGAGGAAACUUCAAGCUUCGAGUAACCAUUAGCUCCAACAACAGAGAGGUGGUCUUUGACUGGGUACUCGAUCAGUGCUGUGUCUCUUUGUAUUUUGGAUGUUCUUUUUCAUACCCAGGCUGGAAAGUUUUGGUGUUUUAG